This is a messenger RNA of Thermochaetoides thermophila DSM 1495, 3360 nucleotides long. RefSeq names its product histone deacetylase-like protein. Gene Ontology annotation, cellular component: nucleus. The transcript has a single exon. Gene Ontology annotation, molecular function: histone deacetylase activity. The coding region runs from base 1 to 3360 and encodes 1119 amino acids. The record is from RefSeq and is a predicted model, not a curated record. NCBI's taxonomy places the organism in Eukaryota, Fungi, Ascomycota, Sordariomycetes, Sordariales, Chaetomiaceae.
AUGGCUCGUACCAGCGAUGCGCACGCGACGUCGACGUCCAGGGAUGACAGGCAGGACCACCACAAUGACCUGACCGAGUCCAUGGAGAAACUCAGGAUCAACAAAACAUCUCCCUCUGCGAAGACCGCUCGUCCUGGCCGUCCUGGCCCUGUCAAUUCCGCUGCGAUGAAUCCCCUCGCCGAAAAUCUGCCCAAUACCCCCCGACCAGGCAGCGCCAUGCGAACCCCCCUUCGCAGCGCUUCAGCUGCCGUCAAGGAGCCACACUCGCGAUCGGGAACACCUACGCUGGUACGGAAAGCGUCCAUGACCUCUCUGCACUCGGUUGCAACCACGGCAACUACCCACGGCCCGUCGCGCCGCGCGAGCAUCGCCCAUAUCUCGUCGGUGGCCAAAUCUCGGUCGGGCACGUCGCCGUUGAGAGACAUCUCGCCCGAGCCCAUCAUCAUUCCCACUCCGCAUUCCGUCGCAAGCGCCCACUUCAAGGCUGAGCUCGACAUCCACCAUGGGCCCGAGCCGACUCGUCGCGUCGAGACCGUCGUCAUCCUGCAGGACGCCUGCUACGGCCAUCGCUACUCGCGCCCCCGUGCAUCCAAGUCGCUCCUCAGCACCAUCGUUGAGCGCCCAGAGCGCAUCAAGGCCUGCAUCCUCGGUAUCGCCGCUGCUUACGUUCGGUUGGGCGAGCGGCACCAGGAUGGUGCAUUCCCCAUUCACCCCGAUAGCGAUCCUGCCACGCUGCCCACGAUUCCGUUCCGUAUCCAGAAGUCGUUCCGUCGAGUGCCCCUGACCUCGCAGGUUGUGACAAACGUACACGGUGUCAAGUGGAUGGAGGAGCUCAGGCAUAUGUGUGAUACGGCAGAGACGAAGCUGGCAUCGGGAGGCAAAGAACUGGAGCGACCCGACAUGGACCGCGGCCCGAACGCUGGAGAGCCGCAGGCAUUUCAUGAGGGAGAUUUGUACCUGUGUGAGGACUCUCGGGACGCUCUGGAAGGUGCCCUUGGCGGCGUCUGCGAUGCUGUCGAUAUCGUCUUCAAUCCUCACGGCCCGCAGCGUGCUUUCGUCGCCAUCCGGCCGCCAGGCCACCACUGCUCCGCGUCACAUCCGUCGGGCUUCUGCUGGAUCAACAACGUGCAUGUCGGCAUCAUGCAUGCUAUCCUGGCCCAUGGCCUGACCCACGCUGCCAUCAUCGACUUCGACCUGCACCAUGGUGACGGCUCACAGGCUAUUGCCUGGCAACACAACACACGGACCAUCAAUUCCGCUAAGAACGCGGCGCUGUGGAAGAAGACGUCCAUCGGCUACUUCAGUUUGCACGACAUCAAUUCGUUUCCGUGCGAGACGGGCGAUGAGGAGAAGGUUAGGAACGCCAGCAUCUGCAUCGACAACGCGCACGGUCAGACCGUUUGGAAUGUGCACUUGGAGCCGUGGAAGACCGAGUCCGACUUCUGGACCAUCUACAACACCAAAUAUUCUGCUCUACUUGAGCGUGCGCGCGGCUACCUUAAGGCUCAGACCGAGAAGCUUCGCGCAGCCGGGCUCAACUCCAAAGCUGCCAUCUUCAUCUCAGCCGGCUUUGAUGCCAGCCAGUGGGAGGACCCUGGCAUGCAGCGCCAUAACGUCAACGUGCCCACGGAUUUCUAUGCCAAGUUUACCCGCGACAUCGUCCGCAUCGCCGCUGAGGAGGGCACCAGCGUUGAGGGCCGCAUUAUCAGCGUCCUCGAGGGCGGCUACAGCGACCGGGCCCUCUGCUCCGGCGUUUUUGCCCAUCUCUGCGGCUUGGCCGGUGACGGAGCCAGUAACGAGCCUCGUUCUCGUCCCGCCAGCGUCGAUUUCUCGCAGUUGCCGCAAGGAACCCCCGUCCCAACUUCUAUGCCGCUGCGAGGACGUAAGGACUCCUCAGCUAGCGAGCGCGGAUCCCGUCGGUACGAGCCCUCGUGGUGGUCUGCCGCCGAGUUGGAGCGUCUCGAGGUCACCGUGGCCACACCAGCUCCUCAGCCCCGCGUCAUUCGUAACAUCACCCCGCCGACAUACUCGUCCCCGACGCAAGCGUCUAUCGCGAAAGCCAAGGCCCCGCCACGUUUCCCUUCGGCUGGUCUUGCUUCCAACGGCGCCGAAAUCCGUUCGCUUCCCCCCUCCUCGCCAUGCCUAGACAUUCCUUGGACCAUCGCCACGCACGAGCUCAGCAAGCUCCUCAUCCCGACUGAUCGGCAGACCAAUAGCUGCACCGCCGAAGAGCUUAAUGCUGAAGCGACGAGGCUGCGCCGUGAGAGACAGAUCGCCCUUGGCACGCUUGCUCCUCCGCCGCAGCCUGCUGUGCCGCCGACUGUGCCUGAAGAGGGCCGAGCACCGACACGGACGGGCUUGCGGGAGAGGAAGCCAAAGGUUGCUGAGGAUGCUAUUGGUGGUGAUGUGGAGUCCAAGUCAAGGAGGCAGACGGUAUCUGGGGCAGGAGAUUUGUCAGGGAAGAUGAUGAGAGCGACUAGUCGCCGGCUUAGUGCGGCAUCGGCUGUUGCGUCGUCGUCGGAGGUACCUGCCAGGCCACCGUCGUCGGGGAGUGUUAGUGUCGCAGGUUCCAACGGACUGACGGUUAAGAAGACGAGGUCAACGGCCACACUGAGGAAAGAACCUUCGGUGGCAUCGCUGAAGAAGGAUUCUACUGCAAGCACGACGGCUGCUCGGACAACAAUCAAGGUGAAAAAAACUCCCGCUGUUAACGGUACCACAUCUGAUAAGAAAGACGGUGGCGAGGAAGUCGACAAGAUCGCCGGUGAUAUGAAGAGAAUCAAAAUCACCGUCAUCCAAAAGGCCCAGAAGGAUGCCCGCGAGCGGGAGCGCCUUGUCCGCGAGAAGCUUGCCCAAGCUCAAGGCCAGCGUAUGGAUGUCCCAGCCUCCGAAUCGAUUGCGGAAGAGGAGGAGGAGGAGCAAGCAUCUACUCCACAGGCUCAAGCCCCACCUGCUCAACCACUCCCCUCCCCGACGCCAUCCCUCUCUCUCUCACCGUGCUCCCUCGCACCGGGGCAGACCCAGUCUUUCCUGUACCAGCAGCAGCAGGUCAUUCAUGACCAGCCGUCCCAGGUGCAGACCCAAGAACCGGGUCUCGCAUCCCCUCCCACAAGCGCCCCGCGUACGGUCCCGUCCUCGCCAGCCAGCAGCGUCGAGCCUGCCUGUAGUGCCUCUAUCUCCCCUGGCACGGAUGGGCAGCCGAAGAGGAAUAAGCUUCCUGACUGGCCGCCCAAGCCGCUUAAUCAGCAGGCUUCGUUGCCGCCGAAACCCCAGCCAAUGCCGAUUAAGAGGGAGAAUUUGCCGAUUUUCUCAAGUAAGGGGCAUAUCCCUUUUGCGCCGAGGCCUGAGGAGCAGAAGUAA